GUCUCCUGUCGCUCCUUUAGCCGCUUGAGUGGAGGGGCGGGCAGGGAGGCGUGCCUGUGCACCAUGAGAGGAACAACGUGAGGUUAAGGAGGAAGGACAUGUCAGAUAUGUUGGUUCAGAGAGAGUUGCUGGAAUGAUCUCUUGAUGGUCCUGUCCAUUAAAAUGUUUCCUAUGGACUUGUAGUUCAGCUGCACUCUGCUAGAGGUGGACUUACGAUGUAGAAUGACUCAGAAACCAGUCCUCUUCCAUGUGCCUUACAAAUCCCAAUUGACGCUAGUUGAUCCAUAUCAACACGUUCUCCUGAUCUUUGCUGUCUCCAUCAACCAGUGGAGGGUGAUGAGGUUGGUGGGGAGCCUGCAGCUUGUUCUGCUUUUGGCCUUCACAUCCACAGCCACAAGCCUUAACAUCCCUCUGGAAGUGGAGCAGCCACCAACCAUAAUUAAUAGCACAUCUGGUCCCAUUAUUGCACUUCCUUUUGAUAAGGCCAUUACCAUCCAGUGUGAAGCCAAGGGCAACCCACCACCAGAUUACAGAUGGAUAAAAGAUGGCAAAGACUUCAUCCCUCCCCACGCCACGACAAACAAUCAUCAGCACACAGCUGGUAGCUUUGCGCUUCACAACAAGCAACUUGUUGAGUUUCGUGGUAAAUACCAAUGCUUUGCUUCUAACAAGUUGGGAACUGCCAUGACGGAGGAGAUUGAACUAAGAGUUCCCAAUGCCCCCAAGUUUCCAAAGGAGGUCAAUUUCCCCCAUGUUGUUAAGGAGGGAGAACCAAUCACCCUGGAGUGUAACCCUCCUGAAGGCGUAGCCCCACGUCAGAUCUACUGGAUGUCUAUUGGUCUCGAGCACAUUGAGCAGGAUGAGAGGGUUUCUGUGGGCAAUGACGGCAACCUGUACUUCGCUAAUGCCUUACUGAAAGACAGUCGUCAGGACUACUGUUGCUUUGCCUCCUUCUCCAAAAUACGCACCAUCGUCCAGAAAACCGCUAUGACUGUCGUUGUCAAUAGCUUGAAACCUGGCAAUGAAUCUGCUGACAGCGGGGAAGCUACAGCUGAACCCCCCCCUGUGAGGAUACCCGGCCUGCUGCUGCCCUCUGGUGUUCAGACCGAGAAGGUGCUGCUGAGGGGAGAGAACCUGAAGCUGGAGUGUAUACCUCAUGGAUAUCCGACCCCGAAGGUAACAUGGAUGAAAAUGGGAGACAAGCUGCCUCAACGGACAAAAAUGAACAAACAUGGAAAGCUGUUGUCCAUUUCUGCUGUAGAUGAGAGUGAUGCUGGGAAAUACAUGUGUAAAGUCCAGAACUCUGCAGGAGAGGUUGUCCACUACUUUGAUGUAAUAGUGGAAGAGCCUCCAAAGUGGCUGUCAGAGCCUCCUCAGAGCCAGCUGACCGUGAUUGGGACUGAUGUUCACAUCAAGUGCUCUGUCACUGGAAAACCACCGCCAGACAUUACAUGGAGGAGGAAUGGGAGAAUAUUCAAAGAUGACCCAGUGAGUAACAGGAGAGUGCUCGAUGACACUGUGGUGCUUCACAACGCCAAAACAGAGGACAGCGCAGUCUACCAGUGUGAGGCCUCGAACAGUCACGGCAGUGUUCUGGCCAACAUUAACAUCAUGGUCAUGAAUAUGGCUCCUUGGAUACUGACAAGAGACUACCAAGAGUACGCUGUAGUAGUGGGAGGGGACAUCCUCCUGAACUGCAGUGUUUUCAGCUCUCCGCCAUCCAAAAUCUCCUGGUCCAGAGAUGACACACCGGAAACCAUUGAUGGGAUACGUUUUUUCCCUCUAAGCGAAUCUUUGCAAAUCAUCAGUGCAUACAAAAACGACAGUGGGAGAUACGUGUGUGUUGCCUCUAACAGCGAGGGCAAGUCUGCUAUCACUGCUGUGCUGGAUGUGAAAGACCCUACACAAAUAGUAUAUCCACCUCAGGAUAUGCAGGUCAUCACUGGCACCACAACCCAGCUGAUGUGCCAGGUAGAGUAUGAUAAAAGCCUGCAGAGCACCUUUGAGGUGGUAUGGAGGAAGGACGGAGCGGAGAUCACACCUAUCUCUGAGGAAACUUCAAGAUACUUUGUGGACGAUGGCAUGCUGCAGAUCAUGAGUGUGAACCUGAGCGAUCAGGGAGCAUACACGUGCAUUGCCAGAACCAGCCUAGAUGAGGACAAUGCCACUGCACUGCUCACCGUGCUGGAUGUUCCAGAUGCUCCAAAAAUUCUAGGGAUCUCAGAACUUCAAAGUCAGAGAAAUAUUAGCCUGUCUUGGAUACCUGGGAGUGAUCACAACAGCUCUGUGAUAGAGUUUAUAGUGGAGUACGAGAGCCAAUGGGAGCCUGGAAGGUGGCGGGAGCUACAGAAAGUCCCCGGUAACCAGGCAACAGUGGACCUGGCACUAUAUGGUAACCUUAACUACCAGUUCAGAGUGUAUGCUGUUAAUGCUGUUGGACCUGGACCCCCCAGUGAGCCCACUGACAGAUACAAAACACCCCCUGCUGUUCCUGAUAAAAACCCAGAAAACAUCAAAAUUCAAGGCCAUUCUCCUCAUCAGAUGGACAUUAGCUGGGAGCCGCUCUUGCCAAUUGAACACAAUGGCCCAGGCCUCGAGUACAGGGUGCGCUACAGAAAACAGGGGGUGGGAGAUGAAUGGAAGUUGCAUAUGGUCAACAGACACUCCUUUGUUGUGAGGAACACGUCCACGUUUGUCCCCUACGAGAUUGAAAUUCAGAGCAGGAACAGCCAUGGCUGGGGACCAGACCCUAAAAUCGCUACUGGUUACUCUGGAGAAGAUGUCCCGACUGCAGCACCACGGGAUAUAGCGGUGGAGGUGAUCAACACCACUGUUUUGAGAGUUAGCUGGACCCCCGCUCCCACUGAAACAGUGAGAGGUCAUCUAGGGGGCUACCAUGUUCACUGGGUGAGGAAACGAAGUUUGCUGAAUCCGAACAAGAUUUUAGAUGAACGCCAGUCCCUGUCUUUUCCUGGCAAGAGGACUCAUGCCAUCGUGCCGAGUCUUGAGCCUUUCUCCGAGUACAGACUCACUGUCAAUGUUUUCAACAAAAAGGGCAAUGGGCCCAACAGUGACCAGGUCACAUUCAACACUCCAGAGGGAGCUCCUGCACAAGUGCCCAUCCUGACUGCCUCCAACGCCCAGUUAGAUUCCAUUCUGCUGGUAUGGGGCCCGCCACUGGAGGCAAACGGCAUCCUUACUGGUUAUCUCCUGCAACACCACCUCAUUAAUGACACCACACUGGAGGUGGUGAAUUCCCAUGAGACCAACAUCACUGGGGCUGACACCACCCAGUGGCAGCUCCAUGGCUUAGAGAAGGGAAGCCUCUACCGCUUCCACCUCAGUGCCUGCACUGCAGCCGGCUGUGGCCCCCCGCUGACCCAUGAGAGCAGCACUGUAGCCCAAGCAUAUUUGUCCCCGACUCCAGCUGUGGCCCCUGUUCAGAGCAGCCACAACUGCUCUCUCUCUUUUCCCAGCUCUACCCCAGGCAAUUCCACUCAUCCUCCUUUAGUGCCAGCCCUGUUGAACGUAAGCUCUUAUGUGAGUGACACCUUUGCCAAAAUCAGCUGGACUGCCAUAGAAGAGCAGCAGGACUCGGAGCUUUAUGUGGCUUAUAUGAAUAACAGUGAUGGUUUCUGGCGGAUUUCAGAGGCUGUAAACGCUUCUCAAAGUUUCCACGUUAUUGAUGGGCUCAAACCUGGGACGGUGUACACUGUGCGCCUCAUGUCCAAGAGGCUACUCGAUAACGCUAGCAUUUUUGAAGAUGUUAUCCAAACUCGAUUACAAGACAGAGGUGCUGUAGGUGAGAAUAGCAGAUUUUCCACCCAGGGUUUGUUCAUCGGGACCAUGUGUGCUGUGGCGCUCCUCACCCUUGUGGUACUGGUGGCCUGCUUUGUGCGACGGAACAGAGGUGGCAAGUAUGCAGGUACGCCGCCUCCGACCCAGAGAAAAGAAAUGUUCUCCAUGGAAAAAGUGAAAGAGAAGGAGGACCUCCACCCGGACGUGGAGUCACAAGGAUUGAAUCCGGACAGCUUUGGUGACUACAGUGACAGCGAAGAGAAGCCACUGAAGGGCAGUAGCGUGUGUUCCCUGAAUGAUGCGAUGGGGGACGGCAUCAGCAGAGACAGCAUGGUUGACUACGCUGACGGCGGAGGAGAAUUCAACGAGGACGGUUCAUUUAUCGGGGAAUAUUCCGAUCGCAGGCACGGAGGCUCUGUUAGCGAGCCCAGUGGACCCAGACCAGUCACUGCAUAAAGCCAGGCUCCAGAUGCAACGGUCUACUUCAAAUCCUUUCAAGAUACUUUUCAAAUUCAGCUUCCCUGGCAUCAAAUAUGGCUAGAGUAUUCAAAUACGGGGGAAUAAAAAUGACGCAAAUGUGCAGAAGUUUGGCUCAGGGACUGGAAAAGGAAAAAUACACCCACCAUACACAUCAAAUCAUGAGUUGUUGUACAUACUAUAAGAGAAUGAACUGUAUCUUUUGAGUUUUUCAAGAUUUUAUUAAAGUGUUUUUUGUACCUAUCA
This is a messenger RNA of Eleginops maclovinus (Patagonian blennie), 4521 nucleotides long. RefSeq names its product neural cell adhesion molecule L1-like protein. Gene Ontology annotation, molecular function: cell-cell adhesion mediator activity. Gene Ontology annotation, cellular component: axon; plasma membrane. The record is from RefSeq and is a predicted model, not a curated record. NCBI's taxonomy places the organism in Eukaryota, Metazoa, Chordata, Actinopteri, Perciformes, Eleginopidae. Gene Ontology annotation, biological process: cell-cell adhesion; brain development; axon guidance.